AUGAACCUGUCCUUUUACCGCCUCCACCGAUGCUUACAACAGCAUAAUUUGCGAUCCGUGAUCCCCAAGUCGCGGUUGACUUAUGCUGCUACAUCAAGGGCCUUCUCAUCGGACAGCGAUAAUGAGCAGAGGAAGCAGGUGGUUGUUUUAGGGACCGGUUGGUCGUCGUUAUAUUUUGUGAAGAAUCUCGAUCUCACGAAGUUUGAUCUAACCGUAGUAUCGCCGAGGAACUAUUUCACGUUUACCCCGCUCCUACCGAAGCUUUCAGCCGGUAAAAUCACACCGGUAACAUGUACGGAACCUUUUGCGGCAUAUAUGCAAAAGCACAAGCGUGGUAACUUCAAGUUCGUACAUGCCAGGUGUCUGGAUGUCAGGCCAGAUGAGCACUCUGUGGAUUGCGUGUCAGUACGCGACGCAGAGAGAAAACUAUCGCUACCCUAUGAUUACCUCGUUGUUGCUGUAGGCGCCGAAUCGAACACUUUCUCCAUCCCCGGCGUGGAGGAGAAUGCCUAUUUUCUGAAGGAGGUGGAGCAUGCGGAAUCCAUUUACCAGAAAAUAGUCUCGAACUUUGAAGAAGCGUCUCUGCCGAGCACAAGCGACGAUGACAAAAGGCGUUUGCUUCACAUGAUUAUUGUUGGAGGUGGGCCGACAGGCGUGGAAACGACGGGAGAGGUGGCACUGCUAUUCAACAAAUACAUGGCCAGAACAUUCCCUUCCCUGGCUCGAUUCGCUAAAGUCACCAUAGUGGAAGGUGGGCAGCGAUUGCUAGCAACUUUCGGUGCCGGCAACUCGAAAUUCACGGACCGUGUUUUGCGGAAGAAUAACGUCAAUGUGAUGUUGGGAAAGCAAGUCUGUGCUGUCGGAAAAGACGAUUGCACAGUACGGGAUGUUGUCACGGGAGAGACUGAACGACUACAGUGUGGUUUGGUUGUCUGGGCAAGCGGUUUGAAGCCAUCUGACGUUGUUCUACAGAUCCAAAAACACUUUGAAGAACAGAACAACCCGCGUGCGCUUUUGGUGGACCAAUACCUCGCCCUGAGAGGCAGUACAGAUCGCAGCAUAUUUGCACUCGGUGAUUGUUGCAAGGUAACUCCCGACAAGCUUGCCGACAGCAUCGAUGAUGUGGUUAAGAGCAUUGGUAAUAUGGACAUCAACACCCUGCUUCGCUCCCGCAAAGAGUUGGGUAAACGGUUCCCGCAGAUGGCGUCCAACAAGUUGAAUACAAGUGACCGAGCCUUUAAAGAAUUGUGCAAAAAAGUAAAACGCAGUAGUGGAACUGAUCGGGAAAAGCUUUUAGAAAUUAUGGAACACAUAGACAAAAACUACGCAGCUCCAUUUCCAACGGCGCAAAAUGCGAAACAAGAAAGCUUAUACCUAGCCGAAGCUUUCAACCGUGAGUUCACCGCGUCCGACUCCCGUGCUUUCAACGAGGAAUGGAAGGGUUCGUUGGCAUCUAUCGGUGGCAGGAACGUAGUGGGCCAUUUUCCAUAUUUCCAGCUAAAUGGUGGCAUUAUUACACUCAUUUUGUGGUUGGUUGUUUACAUUAGGAUGUUCUCCAGCAACAAAAUGAGAUUGUCAUACAUAGCUGACGCCGUGAUUCAGAAAUUUUGCGGUAGACAUAUAAUUAGCAAACAAUCGGAAAACAAUAAGCGCUAA
This is a messenger RNA of Babesia ovata, 1656 nucleotides long. Its product is annotated as NADH dehydrogenase. The transcript has 2 exons. Gene Ontology annotation, molecular function: NADH dehydrogenase activity. The coding region runs from base 1 to 1656 and encodes 551 amino acids. Lineage: Eukaryota; Apicomplexa; Aconoidasida; Piroplasmida; Babesiidae. The record is from RefSeq and is a predicted model, not a curated record.